UAUAAUGUUGACACUCCAGUGAGAGAUGACUGGGACCCAGUAAACUGCAUGUGUUUAAAGGAGGAGAUGUUGAUGGUUGAGACAGUUACUCCGCUAAGAGUUAGUCACAAAAUAAUGAACAUGAAAUUUCAGCCCACUGAUGUCGUCUUUUUUGACGAGCCAUUCCUACUACAGUCCUCCAUACAUUCGCUGUCGCCUUGGCAACUGUUGCUAGGCGACACUAGGUAUCAGAUGAACAAGAGUGUCGUGACUCUUGACCAGGACGACCUUCCUGGAGUAAAGGACA
Messenger RNA from Amphimedon queenslandica, 286 nucleotides. RefSeq names its product trafficking protein particle complex subunit 11-like. The record is from RefSeq and is a predicted model, not a curated record. The transcript has 3 exons. Lineage: Eukaryota; Metazoa; Porifera; Demospongiae; Haplosclerida; Niphatidae. The annotation marks the transcript as partial.